GUCUAUUUAUCAAUGUCUAUUUGUAAACCUCUUAUCUAAAUAUACUUUAUCAUACUUUACCCUUCCUUACUUCAGUGUGGUUUAGCAUAAUCUCACUGGCACAGCGGAAAAAAAUCCAUUUCCGUUUCAAUUGCACUUCCCUCUAAAAAAGGUUACCUAGCCGAUUAGCGUAAAGGUGAAGAGUAAUAGGAUCCCAGACCACUAUGACAGAAGAGUUCGACUCGAGAAGGAAAGAACUCUACUCGUUAAAUCUGGCCGCUUGGGAACCUGAUUAUCAGUAUGCAGUAGAUAUUAAAUUAGAUCCUUCAUUAAAGAAGAAUACCGCUUUUAUUAAGAAAGUUCGCACCAAUAUUAAUGGUGAACAGUAUAAGAGUGUCAUAAAGGAUAUUGAAACUAUUUCAUUAGAGAAGUACCUUUCGGAGAUUAUAACUUCAUUAGCAGAAGGAUUAUUUAAAGUAUCUAAACAUGAUGAUAUUGUGGCUGCAGUUGAAGUAGUUUCUUUAUUACAUCAACGAUUUGGUUUAAAGCUUACUCCAUACCUCCUCAGUACUUUCUUACAUGUAUUGGCAAAUCCUGAUCGACAACAAUUACAAUUACUUUCAGAACAAGAACGUGAAAGAGAAGCAUUACUAAGAGUAACUCGACAAAAGAAUAUGCUUCGAUUAUUUGCAGAAUUUUAUGUAGUGGGGAUAUUUCGAACUCUUGGUGAUAUAUCACCUGAAUUAAUUCCAGAAGAAAUUUUAAAGCGGAUAUCUAAAUCAUCAUCAGAAUCAGUAUUAACCAUUGUUCUUAAGAAUUUACUUAAUUUUGAAAUUCUUACGGGCAAUUCAUUAACUAUAGUAUUAUCAUUUUUAAAAAGAUUUCGUCAUAUUAUAAGAGAUAAUAAUAAUAUGUUACUUUCAAUUAAUGUAAAAGACAUGAUUAGAAAUAUAUUUCAAGUGUAUUCUAAUGCUAUUUCAAAUAUUGUGAUUGAUUUAGAUAGUGAAAUAUAUAAUUUAAAGAAGCGAAAUACAAAGGCUUCAAUUAGAACUGGUAGAAUUUUAGAAGAAAAUGUGGUGGAAUUAAAUCAGGCAGAAGAAUUAUUUGAAAAAUUUCAAAGUGGUAAUGAAUAUAUUGCCAGUGUAUUUAAUUUUAAAUUACCUACACUUUCGAAAAAAUCAGAGAUUUCUACUGAAGAAUCGACUAUUGAAGUAGUUAAACAAAAGAAUUCUAAUGAAGAAGAUUUUGGAGUAUGGGGAGAUGCAAAGGAAAAACUCUUUUAUACCAAAAUACCGACUUAUGAAGAAUUGAAUGAAUUAUAUCCCCCUGAUGAAGAUGAUGAAGAAGUUUUACAGGGAAAUAAUGAUGGAGGAAGAGUAACAUAUUUUUUAUCAAAAUUACAAGUAGCUUCAGAAGAAGAUAUUGAUAGUGUAGCUGCAAAAUUUUUACAUCUUGGAAUUAAUAAUAAAGCUACUUGGAAUCGACUUUUCAAAUUUUUUGUUGAAAGUCCUGAUGUAAAUAAUUUGCGAUACUUUGCUAGAUUUUUAAAGAUUCAUGAAGAAGCUUUAAAGGAAUCAAUUUCAUCGCUUAUAGAUUAUUUAGAUCGUGGAUUUCGAUAUCAAAUUUAUAAUGAAAAACUUAACUUUAAGAAUAUAUUUUUCUUUGUUGAGUUAAUUAAAUUUAAAUUAAUUCCUAGUCAUAUCAUAUUUCAUAAGAUUAGAACUUUAACACUCAAUAUAACUUCUACUAAUAAUAUUGAUGUGUUAUCGGUAUUUUAUGAACAUAUUGGACGAUUCUUAUUACAAGAACCAGAAUAUAAACAAUUCACCCAAGAAAUGAUUAGUAACUUGCGAGAUAAGAAGAGAAGUCUGAAUUUUAAAGUUCAAGAAAAGAUGGCAAUAAAUAAUUUAUUAUUAACUAUUGAUCCACCAGUCAUUAAUGGUAUUAAAAUUGAAGAUCGAAUGCCAAUUUUAACUGAUGAAGAAAAAUUUAUUCAAAGAUUACUACGAGUAGAAUUAAAUGAUAGAAGUUGUACAUUAAUUGCUAAUGAAAUCAGUAAAUUAGAUUUAAUUAAGAAUGAAUCAUUUAUUGUGGAAUGUUUUUCACAUCCUGAUUUAAUUAAUUAUAAUAAUAUUCAUGCAUUAGCAUUUGUACUUAAAGCAAUUCAAGUAAAGAAUAUUAUUAUACGAACUAUAGAUUUUUUAAUUGAAAAUAUUAUAAGAGGGAUGGAAGAAAAUGAUUAUAGAAGAAAUCGAAUUAGAAUGGCUCAUAUUAAAUAUGUAGCAGAAAUAUUUAAUCUUCGAUUAAUUAAUUUCAAAUUUAUUAAUACUUUAUUGAAUAAAAUCUUAUGUUAUGGUCAUCCUAAUAAUCAACCCCUUCCAGGAAAUUAUUCUUUAAAAUUAGAUCCUCCUGAUAAUUACUUUAGAAUUCAACUUUGUUGUCUUUUAUUAGUAUCUAUUGAUGAUGGUAAAGGUUCAAGUCGUUCACGAUCUCGAUCUCGAUCCAGAAAAAGUCGAAGAAGAAGUCCACGUAUUAAUAAAGAUCUUUUAAAGACUUAUUUUGCCUUUUUCCAAUAUUAUGUGUUUUGUAAGCAAAUGCCUAUUCCUAUUGAUUUGGAAUUUAAAUUACAUGAUUUAUUUGAGAAAUAUGGUGAAAUCCCUGGUAUUGAAAGGUAUCAAAGUUUAGGAGAAACAUUGAACAAAUUGAAAGAAAUAGUUGAAAAAAAGGGACUUGGAACUCCUGAAGAUGAUGAUGAAGAAGAAGAAGACUCUGACGAUGAUAUUGAUAUUGAUAAUGACUCUGAAGUGGAGGAGGAGGAAGAAGACUCCGAAGAUGACGAAGAUGAUGAAGAUGAUGAAGAAGAAGGAGACUUGAGUGAUGAUGAAUUAAGUGAUGAUGCUUCAACAAAGUUAUCAACAUACGAGCAUGAGACGGAGGAAGCCAAAGAAGAGAAGGUAAAAGAUGAUGAAUAUAUUGCAAGAGAUGUUAGGAAAUCUGAGGGUGAUAGUUUUGCCGACGCAUUGGCUAAAGAGUAUCAAAAGAUUCUUGUAGAGUCGUAUGAAACUAAUUUAAAGAAUGUAACCUCGAAAAAUACUAUUGGGAAUCCUAAUUCCAAAUUAUCUUUAAAAUCUGAAAGUAUAGCUACAUCAGAAAAUGGUAAAGUACAAUUUAAACUCUUAACAAAAGAUGGUAAAUCACCUAAGAAAUUAGCUUUACCAUCAGAUAAUAAGUUUGCUGCCUCUGUUCUUAAAGAAAGAGAUAAUUUAUUAAGGGAUAAAGAACGAAUUAUGAAGUUGGCUCUUGAUAUGGAUUGAUGUAUAGAAUAUGUACAUUGAUUUAUUUAAUAUAUUUAUAUUUAUAUUUAUAUU
Scheffersomyces amazonensis is the source of this 3347-nucleotide messenger RNA. RefSeq lists its product as uncharacterized. Gene Ontology annotation, cellular component: cytoplasm; exon-exon junction complex. Gene Ontology annotation, molecular function: RNA binding; protein binding. Gene Ontology annotation, biological process: nuclear-transcribed mRNA catabolic process, nonsense-mediated decay. Bases 204 to 3293 code for a protein of 1029 amino acids. The record is from RefSeq and is a predicted model, not a curated record. Lineage: Eukaryota; Fungi; Ascomycota; Pichiomycetes; Serinales; Debaryomycetaceae. The transcript has a single exon.